AAAUAUCAUUAUUUCACAAUUCACAAAAUUACACAUAUAUACAAUAGUUAAUAUAUAUUAUUAGUAAUCUUCCUUUUACUUACUGUUUAUUCCUAACCUACUUUUUUUUUUUUUUUCUUUAUUACAGAUACUUUAAUAAUCCCAUUAAAAUAUUCUCGUGCUUUCAUGAAAAGCAGUAUUCAGCAGAAUUACUAGAUUUUAUUUUAAAUUAGAUUUUAUUUUAAAUGAUGUUAUGAUCAUCAGUUAUGUUAUGAUCAUGUUAUCAAAAACAGCAGUAAUAUUAAAGAAUAUGAAGAUUUAAAAAUUAUUAGAACACUGCUCGUAUUUUGUUAUACUUCUAACUCGGAAAAAAAAAAUCUUCCGGAUUCUACAAUUCUGAAGUUUUAGUUACAUGCUCCAUUACAUAACGCAUUUGUAAUCUAAGUUUGUUUUAUUUGGUUAUUAAUGCAGUUAUAUGUAAUCAUGUCGAAACAUUUAUCAAUACGUAAUGGAUGUAGUUACCAAAUAAUUUUUUGCCAUCGGUGUUUGUUUACAUCAUGAUAUUAAGGAUUUUCUAUAAACUAAACUUCUCGAAAUUCACAUAAAAAAGUGGAAAACAGCCAAUUAUAGUAACCCAGACAAAUAGUUUGUGACGUAUUGUUGCCACCAGUCACGUGAGACCCGCUAACUUCCGUAAAUCGUCAGCGUUUGUAGUCGCAUAAUUGUAACGGACUUUUAUCAAUCCGCUAAAUUGAAAACUUUGAGUUUCGUAUGCCGACGAUAAUGCUUUGAGUUUUAAAAAAAAUAUCAUAAAAGAUAUGCUUUUAAAAAUAUAAGUUUUUUCCGAGUUUUCAUGUGGAACAUUAAGAUUUAUUCACGAACAAAAAAUUUAUAAGUUGAAAAAUCCUUACAGAACUUUGAAAAAUCUGUUGUUCGAAAAGGUGUAUAUUGAACAUGCAGUGUUUAUUAAGAAUAAAGAGGGAACUGGAAAAGUUUCAAAAUCAACCUCCACCUGGCAUAUCAUGUUGGGCAACUGAAAAUAUCCAGGAACUCAAAGCGAGUGUAAUUGGACCUAGUGGUACACCAUAUGAAGAUGGUAUUUUCCACAUUGAUAUACAAAUACCAGACAGAUAUCCAUUUGUGCCUCCAAACAUGCAUUUCAAAACGCCUAUUUAUCAUCCAAACAUUGACGAUUCAGGAAGAAUAUGUCUUGAUAUACUAAAAAUGCCUCCACAAGGAGCAUGGAAACCUUCUUUAAACUUAUCAAGCACACUGAUAUCUAUCCAGGUGCUUAUGGCAGAACCAAAUUUCAAAGAUCCAUUGAUGACUGAAAUAGCUCAAAUGAACUAUGAAAGUUUUGUUAAACAUGCAAAAGAAUGGACCACGAAACAUGCCAAACAAGAUCAAGUUAAACAGGAACAUAUUUCAAGUAUUUCGUGUGGAAAAACUGGUGAAUCUGAUUCUAAAAGAAGAAAAUUAAUAUGAUUUUUUUUAUAAAUAUUUUUUACAGUAUGUUUUCUGCACUUUGAAUGUAUAAAUUGUAAUUAAUAGAGUUUUUUGAAAAUUGUAUUUAGAACUGUACAUAAUUUUAUAUAAUUUUUAAUAAAUAUUUAUGCAAUGACACAUGCUGGUCAGAUAUCUAGUAAAUUUAACUAUUCAUUGUAUAAGUCUGAAUGCAAAAGAUUAACCAUUUAAAACAUUUCAAUUUUUUUGGUAACAUACUUUAUUUGUUUCUCAGAAAUGAAGAGGUUUGAUGCAAAACCAGUAUCAGUUUCUUGUAUUUUAGUUAGAUGAUUUUUCUAUAUAUCUGUUGAAAAAAAAUGCAGGGGGAAGAAACUUGAUUACUUAAUUGCAUGACAGGAAUGUAGUCCUUUGUAAGGUAUAUGUAAAUAUCCAAGCAUAAAUUAUGUAGAAUUUAUGUUUAAAUUUUUUAAUUCAUUUGAAUUAGUAUGUAUAUGUAAAUCUAAGAACCAAAUUUCUUUUAUGUCAAAUUUCCAUGUUCGGGAUAAACAUUAAUAAAGUUCCAUAGAGAAAAUGAAUAAAUGAAUACCAUAUUGAGGAAUUUAAACAAAUGAGAAAAAUGAGUCUUCUGCUUAAUUUAAUAUUGGAGUUGUGAAUUUCUUGAUUGAGUAAAUGUGCUUAUGUUUUCAUC
This is a messenger RNA of Stegodyphus dumicola, 2131 nucleotides long. Its product is annotated as ubiquitin-conjugating enzyme E2 T-like. NCBI's taxonomy places the organism in Eukaryota, Metazoa, Arthropoda, Arachnida, Araneae, Eresidae. The record is from RefSeq and is a predicted model, not a curated record.